Messenger RNA from Arachis ipaensis, 2249 nucleotides. The record is from RefSeq and is a predicted model, not a curated record. Lineage: Eukaryota; Viridiplantae; Streptophyta; Magnoliopsida; Fabales; Fabaceae.
CUCCAGUAUAUCAAGUGACUUUUGCAAAUAAGUUGAGCUUAUCUUUUAUCAUACAAUCCUAAUCUUACCAUAACUUAAUCUAUUAUUGUGUUUUGCAGUUGCUCAAUGUUCCAAAUCCUGCUGUUCUUGACAUUCCUGUUUGUGCAUUGGGGGGUGGAUAUUGGAAUUAUAUAUUAUUAUACAGAUUGCCUAAAGACUAGGUAAUACCAUUAUGAAAACAAGUUUGUUAGAUAGGUAUAUCCAUGAUGAGGAAGGAAGUUGAGAACGAUGAGUCUAUAAAAGAAUCUUCAUCUCUUAGAAAAAUACCAGUGAGCAAAGUCCAAAAACAGCCAAUUAGACAGAACCCAGAAGUUACUCUUUGCUGUGAUGUACGCUGUAAGAUUGUAGGAAGAAGUGAUGAACCCAAUGUCUACAUAAGCAAUGAACAAACCACUGCGGCUGCAACGCUUUCCUUCAUUCAAACUUCAAUUUCAUGGAAACAUAAUUUCUGCCUUCCUGUUCUUGUCCCCAGUAGAGAUCCAAAAUCCUGUGAAUCACGUAAUCCAAUGUGCUCGAAGCCUACACCAGCCUUCAAAAAGUCGCAAAGAGUUGAGAGGCAAAUUUGGUCUUGUUGCCUUUUUUUUUUUUGCUUCUUCAAUUGUGCAGCAGUUUUUGGGUUCAGAGAUAAAAUACUUUUGGGCGUGAUGGAUGACGAUUUGCUUUUGAUGGUCCGCUCUGGUUUUGCAGUGGCGGCGGUGCCAGUGCUGGUUCCUAACCCUAACAGCCGCAGCCUCACCCUCCUUCAUAACAAAUGCAUACAAAUUGAAGAAAGGGGGAAACAGGGAGAAAGAGGGAAGAGAAGGGAGACGGCGGUGGCUGGGGCCUCGCCACCGUCGCUGUCAAGCCUGAAGGGUGGAGAGGAGAGAGCUUGCAUCCAAGAGAGAAGAGAUGCUGUCUGCCGUCACCGUCGCCGUCCCGUCCAUGGACCCACAAGCUUGCGUUACUGCCGAUCCGUUCACAAGCCGUCGUCGAUGGGACAGAAUCGCGAAGAGAGAGAGACACACGAAGAGAAGCCCACGACCAGCCUUGUCGCCGUCAGCGCCGCGGGUUGCCGUCGCCAUCCUCGCGAGCUGCCACCGCAUCGCCGUUACUGAGCUGCAGCACCGCCGUUGUUGCACCCUGCUGCUGCCGCGUCUCGCCAAGCCGCCGCUGGAGGAGGAAGGCCCGCCAGUUUUGUUUCUGCUUAUGGGUUUUGGAAUCUGAGAAAACGCCAAUGCCGUUGUUGUUUGUUGGGUUCAAGAUCAUUGCUGCCACUGGAAUCACGAACCGGAAAGGAGAGGAGGCCGUUUUCUGUUGUCAUUGGUGCUGCCAUAGGACGGUUGAAGCCAUUGCUGAUUAUGAUUUUGUUAUCUGGGUAUUGGUCUGAUCUUUUCCUUAGGAUUGAUCCAUUUACUUGUUUUGUUUUGUUACUGCUAUGGUAGCCAUGUUCUGAUUUUAAUUCUAUUUUAGUCCUUGCUUUAUCUUGAAUCCCUAGGGCUGAAAAUUGCUUUUGAUUCCUACUCAAUUUAAAUCCUCUAUUUUACUGCAACCAUGGUCAAAGUUGCAAAGGCUGGUAUUGUUGCCGUUCUGGUUGUGUGAGAGUUACCACUGCUGCCCUGACACUAAAAGAGAAGGUAUUUGUUACGUUAAAGUAUGCCGAUUGCGACAUCGAGGUAGGGGGUUCAAAACGAUUUUAAUUUAAGAAUGCCUACAAGGUUUAUUGAAUAACUGCAAAUAGAUUUAAUAGCUGUGAUUAAUUGGUUGAUUAUGUGAAUAUUGAAUUGUGGCUGAAAUUGUGAUUGGAAUGGUUGAGAUUGUGAUUUGGAAUUGUUGAUUGGUGAUAUUGAUUGAUUAUGUAGAUUGGGAAUUAUUUGAUAACUUAUUGUUCAGAAUUACUAAAUUUUAAUGGGUUAUGUUGGAUUUGUUGCUGUUGAGCUGAUAUUUGGUAUAUUGUAAUGAUAAUGAGCUUGCCGUAGAAGUGGCCAUUUCGGCUCACCUUCAGGUGUCCUCCUCGGGAUAGGGUCAUUUAAAGAACGAUGGUCAGCACGACGUAUAAAAAAAAAAAACCUGAAAAAAACUAGGAAAAAAAAAUCGGAGGAGUUUGCUGGUGAUGAGGCCAUUUCGGCUCGCCUUCAGGUGUCCUCCUCGGGAUAGGGUCAUUUAAAGAACGAGGGUCACCACGACGUAAAAAAAAAAAAACCUGAAAAAAAAGGGAAAAAAACCGAAAAAAA